AUGCCCGGUACAAUCCCAUUUCUCCUCAAAUUUCCAGCAAAUUUGCAGGUUCUGAUCAAUGGGGAUAAAGUUGAUGGCAUGGGUAGACACUCUCUAAGGGAAACCAAAAAUGUAAAGAAAUAUUUAUCUCAGCUUGGAAUACAAUCAGUUUUUGAGUCUGUGGCUAAGGAUGCUGGUGUGCGUCAGAUCCUGAAGGAUAUUAAACGUGUUCUUGAAGACGCACAUGAUACAUCCAUCCAAGACUCUGCUGCUGUCACUCCCCACGAUGUUCCGCCUUCUGAUAUUCCAUGUGAUAAACAGGAUAAUUCUGAAGAUGCUGGUUCAGUUGCAGAAAAAGAACUCAUUUCAUUCCAAGAACCUAAUCAAUAUAUACAAAUAACUUGCAGGGUAGAGCAUUUGUUGAAUGCAAUCGGCAAUUUAGAGCUAACUGGUCCCUAUGCAGAGGCUUUGAGCCAACUUAGUUAUAAAUUAGAAGAUGUGGCACACCUGGUACACCAUCUCCAAUUAUAUAUCUUUAUUAUUCUAGAAAGUGGUGUGCUUAAUGAGUAA
Molecule: messenger RNA, 549 nt
Organism: Vicia faba (fava bean)
Lineage: Eukaryota; Viridiplantae; Streptophyta; Magnoliopsida; Fabales; Fabaceae
Source: the annotation of a GenBank genome assembly